UUUUGGUAUAUUUGUGAGGGUCAAGCGGUAUAUUUUAGCGGUAAAUUUAGCGGCCUGUGUUUUCCAAACAAAAUAUUAAAAUUUUGAUUUAUAACAAGUAAGAAAACUUGUAGUUAUGGACGACAGUGUAAUAGUGCUUGACGACACGCAGCCCAGCGUGGAAAUCAUAGAAGACGGUGUGGAAGAUGGCGAGUUGGACGAUUCGGAACUUCUGCCUAUGGACACAAGCAGCACCACCGAACAAUUACAGACAAGCGAUGACAAUCCCUUCCAGGAGCCCACCCAAAGCGAGGGAGAUGGUUUGGUGUUCGAAGUAAAGUUCCACAACAAAGUGCACUUUGCCAGUCUUCAGCAAAAAAUGUUGGAUGUCUUGGGCGCAGCAUUUGCGGGCCCGCGUCACCUAGAUUUCAGGACAGACGCAACGGAGCUAGUCAUAGGCGCAUACGACGCAGGCGAAGUGCAGCCGCAAUCACCGUUGUCCCCGGACCUGGACACCUCAGACCUUUUUAUGAUUGACACGGCGCCGGCCCCCAAGCUGCUGGUCUCGCAGGUACCUUCUUACAAGCGCGCCAAUACGGAUGUACUGGACGAGGAAACUGAAGCACGCAAGAAACUAAAGGCCGCGGCGGUAAACAAGUGCGUCCGGCCCAAGAAUCAGUCGUCCUGCUUCAACUGCGGCGAAACAGGCCACGCCCUGCGAGAUUGCCCACAGCCGCGGAACAAUGUGAGGAUUCAACGGGCACGCAAGAGGAUCAGCCAUCGUAUGGAGCGAUACCACGUGGACUUUGAGCAGCGGUUUGGACACCUUCGUCCAGGAAAAAUCAGCACUAAGACCCGCCAUGCAAUGGGCUACAGUCGCAACCAGCUGCCUUUCAUGUUUUAUCGCCUCCGCGUAUUGGGAUAUCCACCCGCUUGGCUUGAGGAGGCCAAGACGCAGAGCUCAGGGAUUGCGAUAUUCAAUGCAGAUGGCACAGAGGUGACGAAAUCUGAUGACGAGGAAGGCGUGUCGAAUACCUUCAAAUACGACCUUAACAAAAUUGUGGAAUUCCCGGGAUUCAAUGCGGAACCCCAUGCUAAAUAUUUCGAUGACUUUAGACAUCACAAUGUGCCGCCCUUCCAAAAGAGCCAGCUUAAGGACAACUUUAUCAGAUCCCUGGGGGAGAAAAUAAGCAAAGGCUACAAACGCAAAAAGCUCUUGGACCUACCAGCCCCGCAUGACGAGAGUCCGACUACGACCGAGCAGACCAACUUCGUUGAGUAUGACAUGGAUGUGGAGGAAGAAGCAGAGGAAACAGGCCAUCCUCCACUACCAGCCUCGGAACCAACUAGCAAAUGUCUACCUCCUCCACCACCACCACCGCCACCAAAGGAACGGGAAGCACGCUCUCCAUCCCCAUCGAUAGAAGACUUGAAGGAGCAGCAGGAGAAACUUCUGCUGCAACUGGAGGGCAAUAUCUCGUUGGACACAAGCAGUUUAACAGCUGACGAAUCCAUAUCUCAGGCAACAUUGACGCAAACCCAGUCGGCGCCCGCAACGCCCAGUGGGACAAGAAGCUUGCCCUCACGUCCCUUCAAGGCCUCCUUCGAGGGGACGCCUAUCAUAAAGUUCUCCAAGUUCGAUCAGCUGCCAGUCGACAGUAACUUCAGGGCGGGCGUGUGCGAUGUCAUCAACUUUGAGAAUCUGCCCGAUUCAACGGGCAAGUACGAGCAAAUGAAGGACCUGCUGAAGAACGUGCGGGAGAAGAUGGUGAAACUGCAGAACGAAGAUUAAUGCAUGAUCCCACCCAUGAUCCACAUAUGUACCCAUUCGACAUACAUAUUUAAAAGCCCUUAGCAGUUAAGUUUUUAACAAUUUAGUUUGCCAAUACACGAGUCAGCGUCCAACUUGUAAUUUGAUUAUAGGAUUUGUGUAUGUAUUUCUGUGUGUUUUUCUUUGUGUCUGUGUGCGCGCGUCUGCGGUGUUUCACUUGUACAGAAUAUGUGUGUGGUGUGUUGUGCUGUUUAAUUGAUCUAAUCUUUGUCUGAUCCCAUGAACUAGGCUAAAUCGAACUGAUGUUACGUGUUUGCUUGUAUCUCCUUCUCUCGUAUAUGAUGUUUGAUACCUGUCCUUGAAUCUUGUGUUUUGUGUCCUUUGUCUAACUGCUCGUAAUGAUAAAACCAAAAAAUGCAAAUUGUUUUGGCGUUCAGCAGCUUCCCGGCACCUAGUUGAUUGCCGGUGGCGGUGGCUGGGGUGGAGGAGGUGCUCCAUCCUGGUUGUUGUCGCGACGAGUGUUCUUGGUGUUGCUCCUCAGACCAAGACGGCCCCAGGUACCCGGAUUCACAACGUACAUGAACAUGGCCAGUAUCAUGAAGACCAUAGCAACGAAGAAGCCAUUGCCAUCAUCACUCCCCGAUCCAGUCGGCUGCAAGCGUCCGCUAACUGCGAUUGAGAACAAUGCGAGGGUCAGAAGCCGCUGCUGGAAUUACUAUGACGCAGCUACUCACCGUCGAUGCACUCGGUGUCUGUGCAAGAGUUCUGGUUUUGACGAAUCUACCACAAAGGAUCAUAUCAAAAUGGGAGCCCGGUGCGGGAUUAAAUCAACUUACAAAGUUUAUGAGACGCUGCAUGGCGAAUUCGUGCGACCAAACGCACUCGCAGCCAUCGAAAUCGUCGGACAUGGUGAAUGGAUUGGUACUGGCUUGUUGCGGAAACUACGCGUAGAACUUAAGCUGGAGUUGCACUGAAAAGAUCCAGAGAAAGAAUGGAAAUGGUGCGUGUCAACUGCAGUGUUUGUAGAGUUAUUGACCAGGCCGACUGACGUGUCUUUUCAAUAGCGCACACAGAUGACAAUAGCUCGAAUACAGAAAUACAGAGAAUUGUUUAAAACAGAACGUACUCAGCUGCGACUAAUUUAUUUGCCAGAACGUAAUCGAGUGGCUAUGGACGACGAACGUAACGUUACUCUUCUCGCGACUGUGAUUGCGAUUGUGUAUGGUUGGGUUCUACAAGAAUUUACAAAUGUGGGCGUACACACACACACAUGUAUUUAUAUUCCGAUAAAGUAUUCGUAUGUUUGCGAAUAAAACCAGA
Molecule: messenger RNA, 3070 nt
Organism: Drosophila obscura
Lineage: Eukaryota; Metazoa; Arthropoda; Insecta; Diptera; Drosophilidae
Product: zinc finger CCHC domain-containing protein 8 homolog
Exons: 3
Coding region: 116-1771 (551 amino acids)
Cellular component (GO): catalytic step 2 spliceosome
Molecular function (GO): RNA binding; zinc ion binding
Source: RefSeq, a predicted model, not a curated record